UCUACCGUCCUCAGAAGCCGUUGACGGCUCUAAUAGUGACGGAUCGACCCACGCAAUAUUAUUUUAUUUUCCUUUUUCAUUUGUUUUGUGGGAAAAAAGAAAAGGGAGAACAAGUAAGCUUCAUUGCACACAUCCGUCCUCUACAAUCCCCAUCAGAUCUCUUCUACACAUAAUCCUGUUUUGAGCUUUUGUAUGAGUUUGUGCUAACGGCAGCUAGUUGACGAUUAUUGCUACAACCUCGAGACAAGUCGGGACAAGACCAGUCUCAGGACUCACCAUACUCAAUGAGCGUACAGCGCAAUGUCAGAGCGCUCUGGGCAAACGGCAAAGGGGAAGGAUGGCAAAACCAAGUAUGCGUCUCUCAACCUGUUUGAUACAUACAAAGGAAAGAGCCUUGAAGCACAGAAGCCUGUUGUUGCCCCUCGUCAUGGCUUACAGUCUCUUGGUAAAGUUGCCUCUGCACGGCGCAUGCCCCCCCCUGCCAACUUGCCUAGUUUGAAGGCAGAGAACAAAGGCAACGAUCCCAACGUCUCGCUCAUUCCCAAAGACGGCACAGGAUGGGCAAGCAAGCAGGAACCAGCAGACCCAAAGAGUACCGAUGUAUUGUCAGCAGCGCAGCCGGAGUCGCAGCAGCCUGUGGCCUCACAGACAUCUGCACCGAGCAUGCCGAGAACACCCCCAGCUCAAGAGGCUCCGACUCUAGCCGUAGGGCCAAAGUCCUGGGCUCAGGCCAGUGUUACACAUGGAGUACAAGGAGAUGGUGGAAAGGGAUCAAACCAACCAUCGCCAUUCUCUCGCGAGGAAUUUCCCACCCUGCAGGCGGCUGGAGACCAGGACAAAGCUGGCAAAGAACAGGCCACUGCAGAUCAGUGGUAUGGGCCCGGACCAAGCCUCCGCCCCCAGAACGUAACGAGUUGGCGGGAUGGUGGGGGCCGGGCAUUGGCACCCACCCUGGCUGGGGAGGGAGUUGCGGAGGGCGGUGCUGGGGGAACCAUGGUGAUGGAGGGUGCUGCUGGGGCCCUUUCCAUCCCACACCAAAACGUGUCCUCCCAUGGGCCGCCUAGAGCCCCCCCAACCAGCAACCCCGCACUUCCUCUCCCCCAGCCACCUAUCGGCCCGCAGUUCCAGGCUUACAGAGGGAUCAUGCCUUCCUUCAUGUAUCCACCAUAUCUGCCCUUCCCACCCCCAUAUGGUCCACAGGGACCGUACAGGUAUCCACCCCCAAAUGAGGCCCAGAGGUUUUCUCGUUCACAGGGUGGAGUAGGACCGGAUGGGAGGCCUUCUGGAGGCCCCCGGGGUGAGGUGGUAAAACGCCCCUCCAUUCUCAAACAGGAUGACCUGAAGGAGCUGGAUGAGCUGGACCAUGAUGGAGAUGAGGGCUGGGCUGGGGCACAGGAGGAAAUUGACUACUCUGCCAAGUUGAAGUUCAGUGAUGAUGAAGGAGAGGAUGACGGGGAAGAGGAAAGGACUGAAAACAAAAAUGGACCCCGGGAGGCAAGGGAGCAACAGAGAUCCCAAGAUGGACCUGCACCUGUUUCAUGGUCCCGAGCAUCUGACAGUGGAGGGAAUUCACGGUGCACCCCUCCUUGCAGUCCUGACGAUGGCUCUGCACCCCCCUCCAGCAAGCCAGGCUGGGCCGAGGAGGGAGGAAGUAGCUGGGGCAGUCAGACAAAUGCAGGAUCUUAUCAGGGGCGUAGACCUGGACUAGGUGGCCCAAGGGAGCAGCCCUCCCCCCCACCAGGGCCACUUCUUGGACAGGGGCCCUACUCCUACUACCACCAGGACCAGCCUUCGAACCAUUUGGCAAUUUCAGGCCCCAACCUGGCCCCUCAGAAGCCUCCCAGCGGUGCCCAAGCACAGCAGCAGGCAGAGUCAGUGCCAGGUGGGCAGACCCCCCCUCCUCCUGGCACCUUGCAACCCCAGCAACAGGGCGAGGAUGAGGACGAGACAUGGCGGCAAAGACGAAAGCAAUCAUCGUCAGAGAUCUCUGCCGCGGUAGAGCGUGCCCGCCGUCGGCGUGAAGAAGAGGAACGGAGGAUGCAGGAGGAACGCCGUGCUGCCUGCGCAGAGAAGCUUAAGAGACUUGAUGAAAAACAGCAGCAGCAACAGAGCAUGAAACCCAGUUCUCCCAGUGAUGCUCCUGCCAGCAGCCCAAGUCCCUCCUUGUCUGCGCCAGCCUCGUCUCCUAAUGUCAGUCUGCCAUCGUCACCCUGCAUGGACCCAGAAGAACCUCCUCUGUCAUCCGCUCAGACAAGCAGUGCAACAUUGGUGCUGAACAUAAAUAAUAGACAGAGGGCUGGCAGCAACAGUAGUCAUGACUCUAACACUGAAUCUCAGCAGAUUCUGCAGCCUCAAGUCACCCAGAAUCAACAAUCCCUGGAUGUCCCAGUGCCUGGAGAUGGCAAGGAUGAACCUGUAGUAGGUGGGCCACACAUUCGUGGCACUAGAGGUGGAGAUGAUCCCGUGAAGGUUGAGAAUGUUGGUGGAACAGGACGGCAGGGAAGUGGUCCUCCCGGACAGGGCUUUUCCAAGUAUCAGAAAUCGCUUCCUCCUCGUUUUCAGAGGCAACAACAGGAGCAACUUCUCAAACAGCAGCAGCAGUGGCAGCAGCAACAUAAUCAGGUUGCCCAAAAUCAGCUCCAGUCCCAGCCUCCGAAUCUGCAGGGCCCCUCUCCGGGCACCACACAACAGUCUGGGCCCAAACAGCCAACCCUUUACCCCCCUGGUUCAAUGGGACGUCCUCCACCUCUUCCCAUGAACUUUGAUCCCCGCUGGAUGAUGAUGUCCUAUAUGGACCCUCGCAUAAUGCAGGGACGUCCCUCACCCAUGGACUACUACCCUCCCAGCAUGCAUCCUUCAGGGAUAAUGAGUCGAGAGCGUUCUGAUUCAGGUGGCUCUGGGUCAGAUCCCUUUGAUAGGCAGCAGCAUGGUGGACCCCCUCACCCCCAUCGUGGCACACCCCCCAUGGAUCCUAAGCUGACUUGGGGGCCAGAUGUUUUUCCAGGGGGUACUGAGGAUCGGGGACGUAGCUCCCCCCUACGGCAGAGAGCUGUAGAGGAAGAGGAUGUCAAAGGCAAAGGUCAAAGAAGUGACACUCCUCCAGUGCGUAUGCGAGAGGGAGGCACAGCUCAUAUUCAGCCCCCAAGUAUGUCUUCCAGCUGUCCAUCUGGCUCAUCCAACCAAACCCCACCACCUUUGGCAAUUCAGGUUGGGGGCCAGGGUACUGGCCACCAUGGCCACCAUCAGCCUUUUAUGGGCGGGCGAGGAGGUUACUGUAACUUCCAUGACAAUGGAUCCAGGAUGGGCUCCCACCUGCAGCAAAGGGCCAGCAGUGGAGGGACACUUCAUGGAUUUAGCCAUCAGGAGGGGGGUCAACAGAGCCAAAUCUGGGGGACUGCUCAUCCCCAUUAUGACCGUAAUGGCCGUUCUGAUCACUCUGCCUUGGAGAACAACUCGUAUCUCCAACACCAUGCUCCACCCCCUCAUUUCUCCCUUCAUCCUCACAAGCAGGAGAAUGGUAGGGAGCGAGAAAAAGGAGGGGAGCCAAAAAAGAGUGGCCCUUCACCUCCACUCCAUCAGCCGUCCCUCUCCUCCUCCUGCUCAUCAUCAUCAUCUUCCUCAGCCAGGGAAGAUGGCAGUGGGAAGCAGUCCCUACAUAAUCAAGUCUCACCGCAGCAUGAGCAUCACACUGGAUCCACUCAUGUUCCAGGAAGGAAACAGGAUAAAAUGGGAAAUACACACAAUCAGCCCCCACAGCAUUCUUUGCAGCAGCACCACCCUAAAGCCAACUCUCGCAGCCGGGAACACAAAACUGAGACACAGUGGGGUCCAAGGCCUGGUAGCAGUAGCGGGAGUGUUGGCUCAUCCCAUAACAGAAAGGUAGGCUCUGGAAUGAGUGGAAAUACUGGAGGGGAAGAAUCCAUAAAUCAGGUGGCUGAGAACAAGUCCUCUGCCCAAUCAGCAGAUGGUGUCACAGUCAAGCGGGCAGGUCCUAUUAAGAGACCAAUUUUAAAAGAGAUGAAAAGAGAGGGUGGUGAAGGAGAGGGAGGAGAAAAGACCACUGGAGGCUCUGGAAAAGACAAGGAACAAGAUACUACUCAGACAACCACCAAACAAGAAUCAGCUUCUGGGGCUCAAACGUCCUCCACACACAGUGGGAAAGAUGAUGCAGUCUUGUCAAAUAAACCCAGAACUGGUGGAAAGGAGCGAGGUAACACUGGAGGUACAGGUAAAGGAUCCAAAAAUGGAGACAACUCCAUACAAAAUUCUGGGUAUUCUGCUCCUCAAUCCAGAAGGGAAAGGGAGCGUUCUUCUGAAAGAGGGAGCACGACUUACCAUGCAUCCUCAUACAGAGGUGGGCGAUCAAGCCGUGGCAGAGGAGAGUUCUACGGGCGAGGCAGAGGAUACAGGGGCACUUACACGGGCAGUACCGGUGGUAGCAGUCGUGGGAAAACAGGUGGCAGAAGCAGCGGGGCCUACAGGCCAGCUGCCAACAGUGGCUACCACCACGGACCUUUUAAUCAAGAAUACAAGCGGGAGGCAUCAUCUGGCAGUGGUAGGCAUGGACAUGGAGGCCCUCAGCCAAAUCCGGGACGUGCUAGAAACCGCAGCGAGACCCGAAGUGAAGGCUCUGAGUAUGAAGAGGUGCCUAAGAGGAGGCGGCAGCGGGGUUCUGAGACCGGCAGUGAGAGUGCUGGUAGUGAUCUUGCUCACUCUGACAAAGAGGACCGCAAACCUAACAUCAAGACUGGCACUGGAGGAGAGAACCCAUCAACAGGCCCUUCAUCCUCUUCAGCUCCAACCAGAAACUCCCAGACUAGAGUAUUCACACCAAGGGGAGUGCCAUCAAGACGUGGUAGAGGUGGAGGUGGUGCUGGAGGAGGUCUUCAUAGAAGUGUAGGCAAUGCUGGAGUCUCUGGCGGACACAGAUCUGGACCUGGCCCUCCUUCCCAUGGCUGGUCUACAAAAUCUGCAACUGUGCGAAAGCAACAUACAUCCUCCCAACCAUCUUCUCCCAAAGACUCUGGUCGUGGAGCUAAUAGCGAAAAGAAGAAAGCUGGUGACCAGAAUCAGUCUCAGAUUCAAAGUGCAAAUUCCUCAGCACCUAAUCCCUCUGUGCCUAUUGUCCAACAGGGGUCCACUGAGAAUGGAAGUGUUGGGGCUCAGCUGUCUUCUAGUAAUGUUCCGUCAAAUUCCACUGGCUCUACUACACAGACAAUUCCUCUGUCUGCUUCAGAUGGACGAAGUUUUCCUCCCAGAGGAUUUGAACGCCCCCCUCGUCGUAGGCGCCAUGGACGAUCUCAGCAUCAGCAGGACAAGCCUCCCAGAUUCCGCAGGCUGAAGCAAGAGCGAGAGAAUGCAGCCCGUAUUAAUGGAAGCAGUGAAAUUAUUGAAGUUGUAGCUGGACAACAGCAGAGGCCUGCUUCUCCAUUGCAGAAUUCCCAGCAAGAAACAAAUAGCACUCCCAAAGCAUCUGUCGCAAAUGCAAACCAUAAUGUCUCCGCAACUUCUAAUAAUAAUAAUAAUAGCGGCCACCAUGGGGUUGGAAACCAAAAUUUAAAUAGUCACCACAACCACCAUUACCAGGGCAUCUCCCAGUCGCACCCUCAGCACCGUCAUAACCAUAACCCAGCAGGGGGCGCCAAAUCUCCUGACGUCUCUAACCAGAACUCUGACCAGGCCAAUGAGGAAUGGGAAACAGCUUCCGAAAGCAGUGAUUUCACCGAGUUUCGCGAGAGAGAAGGUGGAGGAGGUGGUAAAUCCUAUUCCUCCCACCACCACCAUCACCAUCAUUCAACAGGAAGAGGUAGUGGAGGUGGCGAGAGAGAGAUGACAGCUAAAGAAUUGGCCACCAGCAAGAGAAGCUUCUCCAGUCAGCGCCCUGGAAUGGAGAGGCAGAAUAGAAGGGUGAAUCCCAGUGGUGGUGGAGGAAGAGGCCACAGGGGUCCACCCAGUGGUGGUGGGCCUGUAGGUGGUGCUGGCAAUGGUGGGCCCAAUCGUGGUGAGAGACGUGGCAACUGGCCAUCCCCUAAGAACAGGAAGUGAUUUUUUUUAUUUUUUUUUAUUUGGAAAUGUUUCAAAUGCAUCCCUCUUUCAUUGGCCACUUAUUUCUGUCAGUCCUCUUCCCCCCUAACAUGUUAACACUUUAUUGUAAAAGAUUAGUUAACAAGACAUGUACACAUUCAUUCUAGCUCCCUUAGUUUAUUGCUUUUUUUUUUUUGUCCUUUUGUUGGAAAUUCACACUCUGUGCCCUUUCACGCUCCCAUAAAUCCCAAGUUCUACGAUGAGAUUUGACAUACUCAACCCCUUUUUAACGGAAGUAUCUUUUGAGACUGAAAAUAGUCAACCAGAAGACAUCCAUUUAUUAAUCCAUUUGUAAGCACAAUAUGACAUCAACAUGAUUAAGAUGUGCUUAGUUCGUGUAUGCUAGGCAUGUUACAUGUAUUUGUAGAACUGUGGCUUGAAGCAUAUAUGAAAGGCCAGGGUUGAUAUUAUGUACUUGUGUAUUCACAUUGCAUAAUUUUGGAUUGUGUAUUCACUGUAUUCUCCGUCAGGUUGGAUCUUGGAAGUUCCUCUUUUAAUGAGAACAAAUGUAUCAUAGAUUUGUUUUUCCCUCUUGUGUUUUGAAUUCUUUCCCUUAUCUUAAAUUUUCAUUUCAACCUCACCCCUCUUUUAAAGGUGAGGGUAUAUAUUUUUUUUUUCUGCAAAGCAGGUCAUUAAAAUUAAUUUUUAACUAAACCCCCCUUCAUUUUUGGUUUUGAGCUCAUCUUUUACUGCAGUGCUUGCCAACCCAGUACAAUACUACUGCUCACAUUCUAAUUUCAUGUCCACUGGUUCAGACCUACAUGGUGUUUUUUUUUUUUGUUUUUUCCCCCUUGUUUUGAAAUCAGGUCUUCACUGCUCAUUGCUUUGGUUUACAAAUAGUUUCAUUAGCUAUUCAUUAGUUUCUGCCUCCGCAUGGAAUUGUAGUUUAAUAGAGUACAUUAUACAUGUUUAUAUAAUUAGAUGAAGUGAUCUUAAGAUCCUUUAAAGUUCCCAUUCAUGAAUCACUUCAUUUUAAGGCUUUGCUGUUUGACUCGGCCUUUAGUGUCACAUCAUUAAAUUUGAAUUUCUUUUUUUAAACAUCUGUUACAGAUUCUUUCUGUCUUGCACUUAUUAAGCCAGUAAACUUCAAAACUCUCCUGUAGGAUGAAGAUUGUUCAGUGUUUUUUUGUUUUUUUGUUUUUUUUUUCUCCAUAUGACUAGCUGUAUAUUGGGCAUCUUUUUGACUAGGUGUCAUACUGCAGUUCCAGGUUAUUUAACAUGGAAUGCAAGUAUUGUGCUAUUGUUAUAUUCACUUAACAGUUCUAGGACGUGUAGAGAACCGCUCUUUCACUACCCUCUGCAUUGUAAAUUACCUUUAUUUUAAAAAAGAAAGUUUGACAUAAGCUCCUCUUCCAGUCUGUAUUUCCAAAGUUCCCCAAAACGUUUCUCUGAACUAUGGGCAAUUGUCUUGCUCGCAUCUAUGGACUGAGCUUCAAUUUAUCUUCUCAGUGAGAUAUGUCUAUGCCAAGGAGUCUGUGCCCCUUUUUGAGUAGUGUUACAAAACAAGACAUUGGUUCUGUGUGCAAUAUGCCUGAUGUCAAACAAAACUUGCCCAUCAACUAUGGACAUCUGCUCACGCUAGUGAACGGAGUCUGAGCCCAGGUUAACAAGAAACAACAAAUGCUUGAUGUCUAAAUUGAAACCGAUGAAAGCAUUUUUUACUCAUUUCGACCAGCAUCUGUAUUCAACUGGUGUAAGUUGGGGUUUGUUUGUUUUCUGGGAAGGCCUUGAUCUGAUCAGCUUCGGAAUAAUAUGUAAGGCUUUUGAAUGAAAUGUAUGUGUGAGUAGGGCAUUUAAAAAGUAUGUGUGAAUUUAUCUGAUCUUUACAUGUAAUGUGCUCUCUUGGGUAGAACGCUUUGUGAAAGGGGAAUAUGAGUCCCAAUUGCCCACUUUUUCAACACUAUUAGGAUGUUUAUUUUAUAUAGGAUAUUUUCAUUAUAUACAUUCAAGUGUAUACGUUAAUCCAAAUGAAGUGUAGUGGGAAAAAGUAAAAUCGAUAUUUUUUCCUAUCUUCUAAGAAAAAUACAAUAAAAUGGGUUUAUUUAACUUUUCUCAGACAUUUUACGAAGCAUGGUUUUAUCCUCCGAUACAGCUUGGUGGGUAUAUUCAUUGGAAGCCAUUCACAUCAGCUUCCAGUGCUGUUUAUCAUCUCUCUUAAACUCUUAAUCCAUUGACGUGGUCACAUUAUAUGUACCAAUAUUUGAAUAAAAAUGAAUAGAAAUGUG
This is a messenger RNA of Myxocyprinus asiaticus (Chinese sucker), 8309 nucleotides long. RefSeq names its product protein PRRC2A-like. The transcript has 17 exons. Gene Ontology annotation, biological process: cell differentiation. The record is from RefSeq and is a predicted model, not a curated record. Lineage: Eukaryota; Metazoa; Chordata; Actinopteri; Cypriniformes; Catostomidae. The coding region runs from base 301 to 6045 and encodes 1914 amino acids.